AUGGCCCCGUCACGGGCACCAUCAACACGCCUGGCAACAACCCUCCUACGCCAAACCACCACCACCACUACCCGCACCCGCACCCGCAUCGCUACCCCCAUCCUCCUCCCCCGCCCCUACCACUCCUACGACCACCCACCACCCCCCGCCACCUUCAACACCGCCGAGCGCGCCAUCCUCUCCUCCGCCUACAACUACGUCCCCGAGCACGGCUUCACCCAGCACGCCCUAGCCCUCGGCGCCCGCGACGCCGGGUACCCGGACAUCAGCACCAACGUCGUGCCCGAGGGCCCGUAUAGCCUGAUCCGGUACCACCUAGCAACAAAGCGGGAGGCGUUGGCGCCACGGGCCAAGGCCAUCUUCGGCAGCGAGGGGGAGGGGGAGGAGCAGGGGGGGCUGUCAAAAGUGCCCGAGAAGGUGGAGAGACUGACGUGGGAACGCCUGUUGUCGAACUCGGAGGUUAAUCAUCGGUGGCAGGAGGCCCUAGCCUUAAUGGCCCAACCCUCCCACAUCCCCUCCUCCCUCCGCGAACUCGCCCUCCUCGCCGACGAGAUCUACUUCCUCUCCGGCGACACAUCAGUCGACCCAUCCUGGUACACGAAGCGCGGCACUCUCUCCGUCAUAUACGCCUCAUCCGAGCUAUUCAUGACCAACGACCGGUCCCCGGGGUACGGCGAGACGCGCGCCUUUUUACAGCGGCGCCUCGACGAGACGAGCACCGUGGGCGGUGCCCUGGGCAGCGUCGCCCAGUGGGUUGGGUUUACGGCGUCGGCGGGCGUGAAUGUGUUGAGGAGUAAGGGUGUUAGAAUAUAA
Daldinia decipiens is the source of this 813-nucleotide messenger RNA. Its product is annotated as ubiquinone biosynthesis protein COQ9. Gene Ontology annotation, cellular component: mitochondrial inner membrane. The transcript has 2 exons. NCBI's taxonomy places the organism in Eukaryota, Fungi, Ascomycota, Sordariomycetes, Xylariales, Hypoxylaceae. Gene Ontology annotation, molecular function: lipid binding. Bases 1 to 813 code for a protein of 270 amino acids. Gene Ontology annotation, biological process: ubiquinone biosynthetic process. The record is from RefSeq and is a predicted model, not a curated record.